Molecule: messenger RNA, 2070 nt
Organism: Anthostomella pinea
Lineage: Eukaryota; Fungi; Ascomycota; Sordariomycetes; Xylariales; Xylariaceae
Source: the annotation of a GenBank genome assembly
AUGCUUCGCUCUCGGAUAUCGAGGCUCUGCGCCCGCCAGGCCGCCGCGCCGACGUCAUAUCGACACAGCAGCGGAACAGCAGCGCGCAAAUUCCACGCCAUCUCCCACCACUCCUACCCCCUGACCCGCGCCCUCCUCCCACGAAUCCGAACGACGAGCAAGAGCCCCCACCGCAGCGUACAGAUGCAAACGCCCUUCGAGCCGCUCCGCCCCCCUUCGCCCUCCUCCCUAGGCCAGCCCCAAGCCGCCCGCUCCUACACGCGGACGCGGCGCUGGGGCCGGCGCUUCCUAAUAUUCGCCAGCAUCACCGGCACGAUCUACCUGAUCGACCGACAGGCCUUCGCGUCGGGCAUCGGGCGCUCGCUGCUGACCUUCGGAACGGGGCUCUGGGUCGCGCUGGAUUAUAAGUUGAACUUCCGCGCCGCACCCAUAACGGGCGGCACGAUCGAGGACCUGCACCGGCGGUCCGCGGAGCGGCUCUUCGAUCUCUUACGCGCGAACGGCGGGCUGUACCUCAAGAUCGGGCAGGCGAUCGCGAUGCAGAGCGCGGUGCUGCCGCCUGAGUUCCAGAAGAUGUUCGCGCGCAUGUUCGACGAUGCGCCGCAGGUCGACUGGGCCGGCGUCGAGAGGGUGAUCCGGCAGGACUUUGGCGGCCGCGGGCCCGAGGAGGUGUUUGGGGUGAGCUUCGCCGGCGAGGAGGGCAAGGGACUGAUGGAGCGCAGGGCGCGCGCGAGUGCGAGUGUUGCGCAGGUGCAUUGGGCGAGGCUGCCGGACGGCCGGGAGGUUGCCGUCAAGAUCCAGAAGCCUGAGAUUGCGAAGCAGGUCGGUUGGGAUCUAUGGGCCUUUAAGGUCGUAAUGCGCGUGUAUACUUGGUGGUUCGACCUACCACUGUAUUCCAUGGUACCAUUCAUAACUGAGCGACUCAUGCUGGAGACGGACUUCGAGUCCGAAGCGAGAAAUUCUGAGGUCAUGCGCAAGCUAGUCAACUCGGAACCGAGCCUCAAGGGCCGCGUCUACAUACCCCAGGUCUACCCCGAGUUCACAACGAGGCGCGUUCUUGUCACCGAAUGGAUCGAGGGCGUCCGGCUCUGGGAUAAGGGUGCGACGGGCGGACGCUGGCUCGGCGGCCACGGUGCGGGCUCGGUAGGCGUCCACGGUGCCAAGCUGCCGUUCGGCAAGGAGGACUUGAACGCCGCGCGGAGACAACUGCACGAGAACACGUUCAAGGAGAAGCUGAAGCCGGAGCGGGAGGCCUGGAAGGGCCGGAACGGUAAGGGUGGCCUUGGCCUUUCGGGACGUGAUGUCAUGACUACGAUGGUCGACUUGUUCUCGGCGCAGAUCUUCAAAUGGGGCGUCGUGCAUUGUGAUCCGCACCCAGGCAAUAUCUUCAUCCGACGUCUACCAUCAGGCAAGCCGGAACUGGUACUCAUAGAUCACGGUCUCUACGUGUACAUGUCGCUCAAGUUCCGCCACCAGUACAGCUUAUUCUGGAAAUCACUGAUGACGUUCGACAACGACACGAUCGCCGACAUCACGGCGCAGUGGGGCAUCAAGGCGCCGGACCUGUUCGCGUCGGCGACGCUGAUGCGGCCCUACGACGGCGGCGACGGGAGCACCAAGGGCCGCAUCACGAAGGAGCUGGAGGGCAAGACUGCGGCGGAGCGGCACUACGAGAUGCAGGCGCGCAUAAAGCAGGGCAUCCGCGAGGUGCUGGCCGACGAGGACAAGUGGCCGCAGGAGCUGGUCUUCAUCGGCCGCAACAUGCGCAUCGUGCAGGGCAACAACCAAUUUAUGGGCUCGCCCGUUAAUCGUAUUAAGCUGAUGGGCAACUGGGCGUCGCUGAGCCUGGUGCAGGACCCGGACCUGCCGUUCCGCGAGCGUGUGGUAUUUGCUUGGAAGCAUGUUAUCUUUAAGACGGUGCUGCUGGCGACUGAUGUGGCGUUCUACACGUACAAGCUUCGCCAAUGGCUCGGUUGGGGCGGCGGCAUGGAGGACGAGGUCGAGGCGCGGAUGCGCGUCAUGGCGAAGGACUUUGGUGUUGAGUUGCAGCACGAGGUUUUUGAGGGCUGA